ACUCGUGUCCCAGUCCCCAGCAGGCUCAGGCUCAGGCUCAGCCACAGCCCACAGCGACGCGGCAGCGGCAGCGGCAGCGGCAGCAGGAACAGCACCCCAACAGCGACCUUGCUUCCGCGCGCGGCAGCCGAGGGAGGGGGGAGGAGGAGAUCGAGGGCGGCAUGGGGACGGGGGGCUAGAACAAGGAGAUGGCUGCAGAGCGACGCCCUCGGGGGCAUUAAUGGGGCCCUCCCCCUGCUCCGCAUCCCGCUGCUCCCACAUCCUCCCCGCGGCCGCGCGCGGUUGAUUCGCCCGCCUGCUUUUAACCGCGCCCCCUCUUUUCCGGACGGGACGGCUGGGCUGCGGGCGGGCGCCAUGGGCAUCGAUCUCAACGCGGCGGGCGAGCCUGGCAAGGCGGCGGCGGUGUCGGUGUGCCGGGACCUGUGGCACGCCUGCGCGGGGCCCGUCGUGGCGCUGCCGCGCCGGGGCAGCGCCGUCGUCUACCUGCCGCAGGCGCACCUCGCGGGGGCCGGCGGCGGGGGGGACGUCCCGGUGGCCCUGCCGCCGCACGUGGCGUGCCGCGUGGUGGACGUCGAGCUAUGCGCGGAUCCGGCGACGGACGAGGUCUAUGCGCGACUGGCUAUGGUGGCGGAGGGCGAGGUCUUUGAGAAGAACAUGGGAGGUGGUAGGUUUGAAGGCGAAGAUGACAUGGAGGAUGGUGAUGGAGAAAGGAAGUCCCGGAUGCUGCACAUGUUCUGCAAGACACUAACGGCCUCUGACACGAGCACACACGGGGGAUUCUCUGUUCCCCGCCGUGCUGCCGAGGACUGUUUCCCUCCACUGGAUUACCAGCAGGUCAGGCCUUCCCAAGAGCUUGUUGCAAAGGAUUUGCAUGGAGCGAAGUGGAGGUUCCGCCAUAUCUAUAGAGGUCAACCACGUAGGCAUCUUUUAACGACUGGAUGGAGUUCGUUUGUCAAUAAAAAGAAACUUGUCUCUGGGGAUGCAGUCUUAUUUCUCCGUGGUGAUGAUGGUGAACUACGACUUGGUGUAAGGAGAGCCAUUCAGCUUAAAAAUGAGGCCCUUCUGAAAUCUUUCAAUAGCAACAGCUCAAAGAUACACACACUGUCUGCUGUGGCUAAUUCCUUGAAACAUAGAAGUGUUUUUCACAUCUGUUACAAUCCAAGGGCUGCUGCAUCCGAAUUUAUUGUUCCGUACUGGAAGUUCCUGAAGAGCCUGAAUCGUCCAUUUUGUAUUGGAAUGAGGUUUAAGAUUCAGUACGGGAGUGAAGAUGUUAAUGAGAGGCGAUCUGGAAUAAUUACAGGUAUUAAUGAAGUAGACCCCAUUAGGUGGACUGGUUCAAAAUGGAAAAGCCUGCAGGUAAGAUGGGAGGAUGGCACAGACUGUAAUAGCCAAAAUAGACUAUCUCCAUGGGAUAUCGAGAUAGUUGGUGGCUCGGUCUCUAUUGCUCAGUCUCUGUCAGCAUCCAGUUCUAAACGAACUAAACUGUGCCCUCAGGGAAAUGUGGACGUCCCAACUCUGUAUGGAAAUGGUCGUCCGGACUCCGUGGGAGCUGAUAAGCUCCCCAGGGUCUUGCAAGGUCAAGAAUUGAUGGGUUCUGGAACUCAUCGUGUUACAUGUCCUCCUCAGCCAGGUGGCGCCACAGAAUUCAGGCGUUCUGAUGGUACGGGGUUCCUUGCUGAUACACGAAGCUGCAUGCUGAGUGGUCCAGCAAGCAGGCUUCCACCUCAAAGCCCCUAUUUCGCCUACCAACCUGUAGGCUUCGGUGAAUCCGUUGGGUUCCCGGAGGUCUUGCAAGGUCAAGAAGUUUGUCAGACGGUUCCUUUGUUCCAAGGAAUGGUGUCUGAUACAUGUUCCGCCAAAGGGGGAUAUGGGCUGUACAACUACAUGUGCACCUCGUCCGCCAUGAACCGAGGGUUUUCAUCUGCAGCUCAAGGAUAUCCUCUCUCCCUGUCUACUCCGCCGCCAGCAGAAGUGGCUUCGCCCUCAUCCACAGUUGCUGCACCACAGCUCUGGCUGGCCAGCAAGAACAACGAAGAAGCUGCGAUUGGCAGCCAGCCUAACCCACUUGGAACUCGAAAGGCUUCUGGUGAUGGUGCUGCUAAGCUUGGGUCUGAUGGAAGGAAGGUUGCCAGAACCAGUUGCAUGCUUUUCGGGUUUUCCUUGACUGAGAAGAUGUUGCCAACGGAAGAAGACUGUGCCAAGGAAGGGAACCAUGAAGUCGACUGUCAGAAUCCGCGGAUGCUAGACUUGUUUGGAUACAACCGCGCCACUCCCGGCGCUCUUCAUGCCCUCUGCGCCGCUCCACUGGGAAUAUGAUGCCACUCCAGUUCCAGUAUGAUCCAAGUACUUCGUAGUGCUCUUUCUAAGAAACUUUAAUAAUUAGUCUUUGCGCAUUCAGGGACCUUCGGUGAAUAUGCAUGUGAGCAUGCAGCUGCCACUCCUUGCAUUUUCCCUCGGUCGUUCGGUCCCAGCCGUAUUCCUGAUGCACACUACUUGUCGUUCUAGUCCAUCCAAUCCUCCAGCCUUAUAUGUAUUUUAGACGACUUUAUGUGUGUCGCUUCUGUAUCUGUAUCGAACCUUGAUUUGCUAUCUCCUUGGACAUGGAUGUACCACCGCUAGUACUUAAUUUAUGCUAUGUGUCUAAUGGACCCUA
Molecule: messenger RNA, 2653 nt
Organism: Triticum urartu
Lineage: Eukaryota; Viridiplantae; Streptophyta; Magnoliopsida; Poales; Poaceae
Product: auxin response factor 3
Biological process (GO): regulation of DNA-templated transcription; response to hormone
Cellular component (GO): nucleus
Molecular function (GO): DNA binding
Source: RefSeq, a predicted model, not a curated record